AUCUUCCUGUCUUCCACUGAGAUGUACACUCUGCAGCCCCAGUCCUAGUUCAAAGCUCGGGGUUCGUGUUUGCUGGCUCGCCAUGGCAGUCCAACCAGACAUUUAUUAUCUGAAGCCCAACAAGCAUUGUCCCAACAGCGACCUCCCUGUCCUGAUCUAUCGUGACUGUCUACCCUUGCCCUUCUCCGAGGCCACCACGACGAGAUUUUUGGAGGCUCACGCGUGGGUCAAGAAGGGGACCUGGGGUCACAUAGGCACGCGCCAUUUCCAUCCCAACACGCAUGAGUGUUACGGAGUGUUUCAAGGCGAGUCUGUCAUCCUGGUUGGGUGCGGAUGCAAGGAUGUCGGUGGAGGCGAGGAGAUAGAAGUUCGGGCGGGAGAUGUCAUCGUGCUGCCGGCCGGCACUGGCCACUGCAGCGUUCAGUCGAGCCAGGACUACAGAUAUAUCGGCGUGUAUCCGGAGGGCGCUCCCAAAUGGCGGAACGAGUUGGGCAAAGAGGCAAUCGACCUGGCUGAGUUUCGGAGGGAAACGACGGCGGUUGCACUGCCCAAGGAAGACCCAGUCCAUGGGCCCGGAGGACCGCUAUUGACUCUAUGGAAGACGGCGCAGAUGUGAUUUACAAGUUUCCAAAAUCCCACCAGCCCGAAUUGGGUCCGCUGCGAUCAUAGAACUGUGUCCACGGAUCGUAGGUAAUGUUCGCAUCGUCUGGUCCCCACGACCAGUUGGACAACUCUGGAAGGUUUUCGAUUUGCCAUCGCUGCUGAUUCUCCGCCCGUGCUGCUUCAGCCUGCUCUGCCUGGGCCUCCGGUGGCGACCCGGCGAUUUCCUCGAUGAGCCCUGCCGACGUCGGUGCUGCGGGCUGCGGCGAGAACCAAUCUGGCGGCGGGGCAUAGUGCCCUGUAGUGUUGUGGACGUCUGAUGGCAUGGCAUGUAUAUCUGGAUUCACCACGGUGGUAUCCUCCCAGCUAGCACGUCGGGAUCGUACGUGUCCCACGAAGUCUGAAUGGAACAGUCCUUCGCCCGAGAAUGAAGAGCCUUGAGGUGCCGCAAAGUCCAGG
This is a messenger RNA of Exophiala oligosperma, 1059 nucleotides long. RefSeq lists its product as uncharacterized. The transcript has 3 exons. Bases 83 to 616 code for a protein of 177 amino acids. Lineage: Eukaryota; Fungi; Ascomycota; Eurotiomycetes; Chaetothyriales; Herpotrichiellaceae. The record is from RefSeq and is a predicted model, not a curated record.